UGGAGACAGCCAAAAAAUGAGCCGGGGCAGCGCAUAGAGCGACAGUCCUCACUCGCGAGAGAGCAAGAAGUGCUUCUUCUGAAUCCAUCCAUAGUUUCCACACUCCGUCUGCUGCUGUCAAUCUCGUCCCGAAAACCCUCGCACUCUCUCUCUCUCUCUCUCUUGCUCGCUGUCUUCAACCCUAGUCUCCGUCGCUCCCACGCACAUCCACCGUCUCUCUCUCUCUCUCUCUCUCUCUCUCUAGCUGCUGCAAGCCAUAAGCCUCGCGAAGCUGUCCGGCUAGUGAUCACCAGGCGAAGCAUGCCCGCGAUAUGAUCGUCGGAGGAGGAUUCGCUUACAGAGACUCGUGAAGGCGCUUCCCCUCCGAACCGCUCGUUGCCUUGCUUGCUGACGGGGCGACGCUGAUCCCGCAUUUUCGGUGCGGUCGGGUGAUUUGAGGAGGGGCUUGCGCGGCUUCUGGCCGAGAUCGAGGCGAUGGUGACGGCCGAGAACGAGAGCGUCGACGAGCAGAGGGAGCUCGGCGGGCCGAAGUCGCCGUGGAAGACCCCGGCGGCGGCGGCGGCGGCGGCGGCGGCGGCGGCGGCGGCGGCCGACGGGGAGGCGCCGGUGAUGGGCGCGGAGUCUUGGCCUGCUCUCGGCGAUGCACCGCCGCGGACGAAGAGCGCGGAAUCUCCGGCGAAGCCUCCGCCAUCGGUUGCUUCUGACAGGGGAGCUCCCCCACCAGCUGCUCAGCCUAAGUCUCAAGGGUCUGGAAACUAUAACUCACAGAAGCAUUCAUCAACACGUCAUCAAAAAUCAGGUUCUAAGCGCAACCCAAAUGGUGGGCCUCCUUUCCCUGUACAAUUACCAUAUGGUCAAUUUCCUACUCCCCCCAUAUAUCAUACUAUGGUUCCUGCCCCCCAUAUGGGCAUCCCGGGAUAUGUUUGCCAUCCGUGUGCUGGACCUUUUCCAAGCGUUGAGACUCCUUUGGUGAAGUCAGGAGGUGAAACACCUGGACAGCCUUUUAUUCCUGCUGCUAGUGGCGUUAAUCCCAGUAGAAGUCAACCUUUACCACAAGGAGAUCCUAAUGCUCGUGCUGUGAAUUUUGCGAAUAGAAGACCUAAUAUGCAGCAGCCUGGUGGUCCUUCCCAACCGUGGAAUCAUCGAGCAUUUGGCCCUGGAGAGACCAUUCCAAUGCAACAGGUUGUUGGACCAAGAACGUAUUUUAGGGCUCCAUUCUAUGGUCCAGCUCCUGGAUUUAUGGUUGGUCCAGGCUUCCCAGGACCUACAUCCAUAUGCUAUGUUCCUUUUGCUUCUCGAGGACCGUAUCCUCCACACCUUUUUUCCCAUCCUGUAAAUCCAGGGGCUAGCACACUACCCCCAGAAACACUGGCGUUGAAGUCAAGCAUUAUUAAACAAAUUGAGUAUUACUUCAGUGAUGAGAAUUUGCAGAAUGACAACUAUCUAAUUGAGUUGAUGGAUGAACAAGGAUGGGUUUCAAUAUCCAAAAUUGCUAACUUCAGAAGGGUACAGAAAAUGUGCACCGACAUACAAUUUAUCCUCUAUGCUUUGCAAAGUUCGAGCACUAUUGAAGUGAAGGGUGACAAUAUAAGAAAGCGAGAUGAGUGGUCAAAGUGGAUUCACAAGAGGAAUGAACUUACAUCAAAAGCUGAGACUCCUAAAAGUCAACUUGGUGUUGAUUCUUUUGAGGAUAGCGAUGCAACUGAGGAUAAAGCAGAGAGUCUCUCACAGGGAAGCUGUGCCGCACAUCCAUCUUGUGAUGCGGAGUGUAAUUCGAAUGGGAAAACUUCUCAAUCAACUGUCAAGUGCGUAAACCAUGCUACUGGCACUCCUUCUCCUUUUCCUGAUGAUAUACAAGAGACAGAGUCAACAACAUGGGGCAAUUAUGUGAAACAGAGAAACCAAGCGCCAUCAAUUACAUCUAGAAACAUUAAUGUUUCUGACUUAUCUGAUGACUUCUCUAGCACAUUUAUGCUUGAUGAAGAGCUGGAGCUAGAGCAAAAUACUGUGAAAAGAGACGAUCUUUCUCUAAUUAGAAGAGUUGAUGAUGAAGAUGAUGACAUAGGCUAUGAUCAUGAUGUUCAGAGACUAGUGAUAGUAACACAGAAUGGCAGGAUUGGCAGAUGUUAUGAAACUGGAGGCAAUGAAUCGAAGUCAAUCUCUAGUGAACUUGCUUCUGCAAUUGAUGAGGGUCUUUACUACUAUGAGCAGGAACUAGAAAAAAAGCAAUCCAAUCGUCGAAAGAACAACUGUUCGGAAAAUGGGUCUGGAAAAUGUGGCCCUGGAGUAUCAAACUUCAAGCCGGGGGAACAUUUUGCUGCGUCCAGCAGUCCUGGUGAAUCUGGCAUUACUAAUCCCCGCAGAAAGCAAAAUAAGAGUUCCUCUAAGCAACACACAUCCUUUCAACAGCGUUUUUUUUCCAGCAACUUUAGAAAUCAUGGUACCGCUCGAAGCACUAUAGGAGUGAUAUCAGAGAGUCCGCCAAGCAAUUCCUUUGGUUAUUUCUUUGGGUCUACUCCUCCUGAAAAUCAUGGGCCCAGGUCUUCAAAAUUGAGUAAUUCACCUCAUGGAAAUCUCUCUGGCUGUAGUCCACCCGUUGGUUCGAUGCCAAAGUCAUUUCCACCAUUUCAGCAUCCGAGUCACCGUCUUUUGGAGGAAAAUGGUUUUAAACAGCAAAUGUACCUGAAGUAUCGCAAACGGUGCUUGAAUGACAGAAAGAAGUCAGGAAUCGGUUGCAGUGAGGAAAUGAACACACUGUACCGGUUUUGGUCAUACUUUCUUAGAGACAUGUUCGUCCCUUAUAUGUAUGAAGAGUUCUGCAAACUUGCACUUGAAGAUGCUGCAGCUAACUACAAUUAUGGACUGGAGUGCCUUUUCAGGUUCUAUAGUUAUGGCUUGGAGAAGGAAUUCAGGGAGGAUCUGUAUAAGGAUUUUGAAAAGCUCACCCUCGACUUUUACCAUAAAGGCAACCUUUAUGGCCUUGAGAAAUACUGGGCAUUUCACCAUUAUCGCCACCAGAAAGAUCCAAUCAAGAAGCAACAGGACUUGGAGAGGUUGCUCUUAGAGGAAUACCGCACCUUGGACGAUUUCCGCACUAAAGAGAGAGCUAACACCGCGAAGGAGGAGGGCCAUUAGGGAGCAGUUUGCUCGUGUUCCAGCGUGGCAACAUCCAAUUUUGAAAGAGCAUGGCUAACGAAUUUUGACUGAGGAGUUUGAGAAAUGGAAGCUCCUGUUUUUGGCUUGGAUGCAAAGAAGUGGUUCCUGUGGUUUUUUUUUAUCGUGUCCUCGGGGCAGCCUUUGCUCCGCUACGAGCUAUGAGCAGUCACUGGUCGCCGAGGCAUUUUUUUUCCCUUGGACAGUUCUUUCAGCUCUCACGUCGUGUCUUUAUUCAUGUCCACAGGCUUAGAGAGGUGCCCUUCUGUGCAUAUCCUCUCGGUUGUAAUUUGUAUAUAGAGGGGAAAAACCGAAAACCAAAACCCAAAAAAAAAAAAAAAUAGAAAAAGAACCAAAAAAAAAGAAAAGAAAAAUAAGGCUGUUUUAAAUCUCGUCCAGAAUGGAACAAUAAGAGAUUGCGAUGCUGGUGUUUUUGGUAGCCUCCUUUCUCUUUUGGUUAGUCUUCCCUAAAUCACGCUUUUUUGUUGUGAUUUACGCAUUUGUGAUCAGUGAUCUUGAGGUUGGGUUUAUAUGCAGAAUCGUCAGAUUAGUUUGCAUUCCGAAA
This is a messenger RNA of Syzygium oleosum, 3718 nucleotides long. Its product is annotated as la-related protein 1A. Gene Ontology annotation, biological process: mRNA stabilization. NCBI's taxonomy places the organism in Eukaryota, Viridiplantae, Streptophyta, Magnoliopsida, Myrtales, Myrtaceae. Bases 475 to 3135 code for a protein of 886 amino acids. The record is from RefSeq and is a predicted model, not a curated record. The transcript is spliced from 14 exons. Gene Ontology annotation, molecular function: RNA cap binding.